AUGUUCGGCAUGAACGGCUCUGGGGGAAUGCCCUCGCGGGGAGGGCCGCCGGUGGAUCCCUUGGACUCUGGCGACUACGAUCCCAUUCACCACCUUAAUACGCUCUUCCCCCACCCUGGAACGCUCCAGAGCGUUCCAGCAACUUCACAGGCACUCCACAACCACCUUGAAUCUCUCGAUACAGAGAUUUCACAGCUUGUCAUAACACAAUCUACCACGAAUGCAGACUCACUUUCACAGAUCGAUGCCGCAAAGGCGGAGCUCGCAGAGCUACUAGAGAAUAUAGAUACGGUUCGGGAGAGAGCUGUCAGGACAGAGGAUGCAAUCGCAGCAAUGACAGCAGAUAUUAAGAAGUUGGAUUCCACGAAGAAAAAUCUGACAUUAUCUAUGACGGUGUUGAAAAGAUUGCAGAUGUUGACUACUGCUUAUGAACAGCUCAAAACUCAAUCCAAAAAUCGUCAAUACCGCGAAUGCGCAUCCCUUAUGUCCGCAGUUCUCGAACUUAUGGCCCACUUUAAGUCGUUUCGCUCUAUAGACCAAAUUGCUACACUCUCACGCAAUGUUGCAGAUCUCAAGGCAGAGCUUUUAGAGCAGGUCUGCGAGGAUUUCGAGAUGGUGUUUGUGAAGCAAGAAGUCGCAAUUAGGAAAGGAAUGUUGGCGGAGGCCUGUAACGUCAUGGAUGCACUUGGGGAUGGCGCUCGAGGGCGUUUGGUAACAUGGUACUGUAACACGCAAUUAAGAGAGUACCGCCAAGUGUUUAGAGGCAAUGAUGAGGCUGGCUCAUUAGAUAAUAUUGCCAGGAGAUAUGCAUGGUUGAAGCGAAUUCUGAAGGUUUAUGACGAAGAGCAUCUCGGAAUAUUCCCACCAAGUUGGAAGGUUAAUGAGGUUUUGGCAAAGAUAUUUUGUGAGGGAACAAAGGACGAUUACAAGGGAAUUUUAACGAGAGCAAUGAGGAGGGAGGGCGGAAAGACUUUAGACGUAAACUUAUUGCUUAAGUGUUUACAAGAGACACUAGAGUUUGAGAACUUUCUUGAAGGAAGGUUUAGCAAUGAUAGAGCCUCCAUAGAUACUAUGAGUUCUCGAGACGAAAGACCAUUGAUAUUUGGUAAAGCAAUAUCAGAGGCCUUUGAGCCCUACCUCUCUCUUUGGGUGGAUGCACAAGACAAGCAACUAUCCAAUAUGAUACCUUCAUAUCGUGCUGCUCCUCUUCGUCCACCCGAUGAAGACGUCACUGUGCUUCCAUCAUCUAUUGAGCUUUUCCAUUUCUAUCGCAUAACCCUCGCCCAAUGCGCUAAACUCUCCACGGGUUCCAAACUUCUUGACCUCUCGAAAACCUUCGCAAAAUAUCUUGAUGAAUACGCUGAGGUUGUUCUCCUUCACUAUUUCUCGCCCGAUAAAGCAAUGUCCUUAGCAGCAGAGGAUGUAGUUGUUGUAUUGAACACCGCCGAUUAUUGUCAUGUUACUACCUCACAGCUACAAGAAAAGGUGAAAUCUCGCGUCGAUCCAGAUGUUGUAGAUAAGGUCGACUUUGAACGCCAGUCAGAUGCGUUCCUUGGUGUUGUGAGUGCGGCAAUCCGGCUUCUCGUUCGUAAGGUCGAGAUUGCAGCGGAACCUGCAUGGCGCGAGAUGCGAAAUGCACCCUGGAGUCGUCUGGACGCAGUCGGCGAUCAGAGUGGCUAUGUCGGUGUCCUUAUUACGGCUGUCAAAUCUACUGUCGGUGAGAUUUUAGGUUUGGUUGGGAAAGAAGCGUAUCAGCGUGCUUUCUGCGAUAAAGUCGUCGAGGCCAUGGCAUCUGCAUUCUUGGCAAGUUUGGUGGGGUGUAGGCCCAUCGGAGGGGUAGGCGCUGAACAAAUGCUCCUUGACGCCUAUGUUCUCAAAAAAGGAUUUGAAGAACUCCUCACGCUCCGCGCAGAAGCCGGAACAACACCCCCAGUUAGUUACGUAAAAUUCGUAAAUAGGACACUCACCAAGGUCGAUACACUUCUUAAAACUCUUCAAGUACAGAGUAGCCCAGCUGAGGGCCUCGUACAAGCAUAUCUCAUCCAUAUAUCCGACCGCUCAGAUACCAACUUCCGCAAGGUACUUGACCUUAAAGGAAUUCGCAGGCCUGAUCAAUCUAGCUUUGUUGAGUUGUUUCGUGCACAUAUGGUAACACACGACAAUCUCGUCGAGUCAAAUCCCUUCCUGACAGCCCUUGUCGUGCCAUCUGGCAAUAUUGGCUCCACCCCAGGCGGAGGUAGUAACAACAUUGGUGGUCUUGGGAUCGCUGGUGUCGGUAGUAGUGGACUCCCAGGCGCUGGUGUGCUCGUGCCGCCGAGGUUUGACCCAAGCGGGCUGGGGAGCGCAAUUAUGAAUGCAGCAAGAGAUGGCGUCGACAGGUUACAAACACAGACCCCCGGCGAAACCGAUGGAGAAGAGGGUUUGGAGGGGAAUUUAAGGACAUUGGGGAGAUUGUUUAGGAGGGAUGGAAGUGGAAUAGGUAUUAGAGGACGAUUUGGAAGGGAAGGAGGAUAG
Molecule: messenger RNA, 2514 nt
Organism: Morchella importuna
Lineage: Eukaryota; Fungi; Ascomycota; Pezizomycetes; Pezizales; Morchellaceae
Exons: 5
Coding region: 1-2514 (837 amino acids)
Biological process (GO): retrograde transport, endosome to Golgi
Cellular component (GO): GARP complex
Source: RefSeq, a predicted model, not a curated record